Messenger RNA from Truncatella angustata, 1114 nucleotides. RefSeq lists its product as uncharacterized. The transcript has a single exon. The record is from RefSeq and is a predicted model, not a curated record. Bases 147 to 734 code for a protein of 195 amino acids. Lineage: Eukaryota; Fungi; Ascomycota; Sordariomycetes; Amphisphaeriales; Sporocadaceae.
GCUACACAGACUUUGCCAAUGCCAAAAAGUAAAUCUUUAACAACUAGACUUCCCAGACCUUCCACCCUCAAUUCAAAUUGCAUGCUAAGAAGCUUCCCGUGUUCCAUACUUCUUUCCAUCACCUGCAAAUAAACACUGAAGCCAACAUGCACGCCCAUACCAUCAUUUUCACCUUUGCCGGCCUCCUCUGCACAACAAUCGUCAUUGCGGAGCAACCACGAGCUAUCAUUGAUGCUGAACCCGGUCUCACUCCCCGACAACAGCAAGCUUGUGACACAGCAGCUUCAUCAGUGCUCAGCUCAAUCCCAACUGGUACUGGGGCCUUCGCCAGCUUCCUCGCUUCUAUAACUGGCGCUGUCAGCCCCACACGGGUUUGCCAAAUCAUUUCGGCGCUUCCGUCCUCCCUUGAAUCCGAAGCUUCAUCCUACGACAAUGUAUUGGUAUCAUGGUUUGGCACCGAAAGCUCCCGGAUCAACUCUCUCGUAUCAGCCUGCUCCAAUGAUUCUGCGGUACAGAGCCUAGCAUCAAGGACAUCAGGUCUGGCAGCCUAUGCUAGUGGCUGCAAUGCCACCACCACUUCAGGGGGUUCAUCUUCAGGAACUAGCGCGAGCGGCGCCGGCGCUACCGGAUCGUCAACUGGGGGCUCCUCCUCUAAUGGUGCACCAACGCAGAUUGGGUUGGCCGCUGGUGCCGUUGCCGUAGCAGGAUUCCUUGGCGCUAUGGCAAUGUUGUAAACUAUCAACAAUGUGGAAGACAAUGGGGAUUUAAUCGGGUGCUGGUAUGUUUGUUUUCUGUGAAAUCUUGUUCGUAGAUGAGAACAACGAUAGAAAGAAGUAAUCGCAUAUAUGCACAGAUACAGGGCAAAUCGGGGGGUCAUUCUAUGAACAACAAUCAACGAUUGAUAUUGAACACUCUGAUUAGUCUCUUAUGGUUGUUUAUACUCAUGCUUAUCAUUACAGGGCUGAUUACCAACUCUAUCCUUAACGCACAUGUCUAAUCCAAAACCUCAUAGGUGUUUAUUUAUAUUAAGUAAAUCAAAAUCUUUUGUGCGCAUGUGUACCUUUACAAACAAUAAUCGGUGGUACUCGCUGAUCUAUGAGAUUUGAGAACGACC